Molecule: messenger RNA, 2084 nt
Organism: Zingiber officinale
Lineage: Eukaryota; Viridiplantae; Streptophyta; Magnoliopsida; Zingiberales; Zingiberaceae
Product: IQ domain-containing protein IQM1-like
Exons: 9
Coding region: 168-1910 (580 amino acids)
Source: RefSeq, a predicted model, not a curated record
AGCCGUUGACGGUCGACCAAGUAACUUCCAUGAAGGUGGAUCGUAUGGUCACACCCCUUCAUAUAUAUCAUCUGCUAUUGGCAAGAGAUCUCUAAACACUCACCUCCUAAAUCUUCUCGUCGAUCGGAUCAAAUAGUAGUCAGGACAAAUCAUUGUAGCUGCUUACCAUGAGUAAUAAAGUCUUCUGCUUGGCCGAGACAAAGGUUGCAGUAGCGAGAUCUAUGAGUUUUGGUGACAGAGAAUCCAACAAGAUCUUGAGAAAAUCGAUCAGUUUCAAAAGAAGUGAUUCGUCUAAUAAGAUGGUAUCCAGCGAAGUACCAGGGAUGGAGAGAUCACUGAGCUUCAAGCACUGGGAGCCCCAGGUGACAAAGAUCGAAGGAGCAGCUACUGAUAAGCAGGCCGUAGAAGAACUCAAGAUUCAAGCAAAUUUUCCAGCGCCGAUUGUCGAGCUCCCCCAGCGGCAGCUGCUCGAGUUCUCAUCCCCGAGGCCAUUAUGCGAACUCGAUGCAGCAGCAACCACGCUGCAAAAGGUCUACAAGAGUUACAGAACAAGGAGGAAUCUUGCAGAUUGUGCAGUACUUGUGGAAGAAUUCUGGUGGAGAGCACUUGAUUUUGCAUCUCUCAGAAGCAGCUCUGUGUCAUUUUUCAACGUUGAGAAGCCGGAGCCUGCAGUUUCUAAGUGGGCAAGGGCAAAGAAAAGACUAGCCAGAGUUGGUAAGGGUCUCUCCAAAGAUGAGAAAGCUCAGCAACUAGCAUUGAGACAUUGGCUAGAAGCUAUUGAUCCAAGACAUAGGUAUGGGCACAACUUACAUUUGUAUUAUGAUAUCUGGUUUGCAAGUGAAAGCACCCAACCAUUCUUUUACUGGUUGGAUGUUGGAGAUGGAAGAGAAGUGAAUCUUGAGGAGUGCUCGAGAAACAAGCUUCAACAGCAGUGCAUCACAUACCUUGGUCCGGUGAGCUCCUUGUUCAAAUCAUUAGAUUUAUGUUCUGUAUUUUUAAGUGAUGUAAUACUGUGUCGUAUCCAAUAUGAUCAACCCCUAGCUUAUGAUUUUGAAGCAAUAUAUCUCAUUGCGUUCAUUUACUUGCAGAAAGAGAGGGAAGGAUAUGAAGUCAUAGUAGACGAUGGAAAGCUGGUUUACAAGAAAAGUGAGAUGCCAGUGAAUACUACUGAGGGUUCCAAAUGGAUAUUUGUUCUCAGCACAUCUAGAUCACUAUAUGUGGGGAAGAAGAACAAGGGCACAUUCCAACACUCCAGUUUCUUAGCUGGGGGAGCAACAACAUCAGCAGGAAGACUAGUUGCGAAAGAAGGCAUACUCCAGGCUAUAUGGCCAUACAGUGGUCAUUAUCUUCCGACAGAGGAAAACUUUAAGGAGUUCAUCAGUUUUCUGGAGGACAAUAACGUGGAUCUAACCAAUGUUAAGAAAUGUUCCGUCGACGACGACGACUACAACUUAUCCAACAAGGGCCACGCCAGCGACCUCCCCGAAGUACUCUCCCAGGAGGCGAUCAAAUCCAAGGUCGAGGCAAGCAAAUGCGACCCUCGGGGGACAGAUCAGCGAUCCGAGAAGCCGGCUCCGACUCCGGUCGCCAGGCAGCAAUCCCGGAAGUGGGCGACGGCGGCCGGCGCCCGGAUCAGCUGCGUCCGGGACUACCCGUCCGACCUCCAGUCGCGGGCGCUGGAGCAGGUCAACCUCUCGCCGCGCGUCGUCCUCUCCCCCAUCACCAACAACUUCAACGCCCCGAUCCCGUCGCCGCGGCCGAGCCCUAAGGUCCGCGUAUCGCCGCGGGUACAGUUCAUGGGCAUCCCGACGCCGGCGGCGUCGCCGUCGCAGUCACGGCUCCCGUACAUUGGCAUCCCCUCGCCCAAAGUGUCCCUCCGGCUCCCCAAGCAAAAGACGAGGACGGCGUGAUGCGAUUCGUUAAUAAGAGAAUUGCGAAUUUGGGGCUUAAGAAUUUUUUUUCUACGAUUAAUAAUUAUUUUGUUCGUUUGAUUUAAAAUUUAUUUUAUUCAUUAGAUCUAAUUGAUUGAGCUAAAAAUAAUUCAUUGUAGCAGAUUAUCUAAUAAACUCCUCUUAUUUUACCAA